Messenger RNA from Ambispora gerdemannii, 2091 nucleotides. Lineage: Eukaryota; Fungi; Glomeromycota; Glomeromycetes; Archaeosporales; Ambisporaceae. The record is from the annotation of a GenBank genome assembly.
AUGGAAGAAACGCCAGUUAAUGCGGCGCAUGCUUACGCAAAUGCGGCUGAGGAGUACGAGGAAAAAGAACAAUGGAGUAAAGCCAUGGAAGCACAUUUUCGCGCCGCAGAACAGUUUUUAUUAGCAAUGAAUUAUACAUCAAACCCUGAGGCGGUCAGAACUCUCAAAUUACUUUAUGCUAACCAUACGCGUCAAGGCAAAGAACUUAAACGACGUCUGAGCAAGCAAUCGCAAUCUUCACCGCAUCAAAAACAAGAGCAAUUUUCAUCAUCUAUUAGUGGUGCUGAUGGACAACAACAGCAAUCAUCCUCAUCAUCAUCGUCUCGUAGUAAAGCACAAAACUCAUCUUCAUAUCAGGCACAAAUUAAUAACAGCAAUAACAAUAAUCAAAUAGACCAAUCGGGAAGACAAAAUUCGAGUUCGUCCGCUCAUCGUCUACAUAAACAGCAGCAGCGUCAAAUGGAAAAGCUACAACAAACAUCAAGGUCAAAUACAUCAAAUUAUGCUAAUCGUCGAAUAAAGGACUAUCAAUUGGAAUCAAAUUCGUCUUCAUCAACUUUGGGUGUCCCUCCGCGUGACAACAUCGCAUCAUCAAUGAGUCCUCUCAACAAUUCGACAGUUUCUUCUGUUGAAGAAUCUUAUAUGGUGUUGAGAGGAAAUAAUGACUCUGCAGAUGACGAUGAUGCUGAUCCAUUUAAUAAAUUUUGGCAAAUAGUUGAAUCUCUUGUGUCAAAGGUUUCUAAUCCUGUGGCAUUCGCCACCGUACCUCUAAACGGUACGGACACACUCAGUCUCACUGAUCCACGUUUAUUAUCAGAUUCUACUGCUGUCGAUGUUUCAAUACCUUCAGAGAACAAACUAAACGGUCGAACGAUUAUCGAAUCCAAGAUUGACGGGGCUGCUUCGACGACAAUGAUGGAGUCGUUUUUUAUUAUACCGGAUAAGAAACCCAGAUCAUCUGAUACUUUUCAUAAACCUCAACAGACUCUAUCUACUACUACGUCCGGAAAAAAGAAAGCAGCACCAACCAUAAAUAAAACUAUAGAGGAAUAUGCAUUGGAAAAUCAACAGCUAAAAAUUAUCGUGGACAAAUUAUCUAAACAAAUGCUAGAUUAUGAAAAAGCCGCCGAAGAAAACAGCAUGUUAAAGAGUAGUAUUAUGCAAUUCAAGAGUGAUGUCGAAAAACAGGCGAAACGGAUAAAACAUAGCCAAGAAUUGAGAGCAUCUGUUAUGGUGAGACAAUUAUCACCAGAAAGUUCAACAGUUUCACAUUCUAAUUAUUUACAAAGGCGUAUUAAAGAAUUAGAGGAAGAACUUCGUCUAGUAAAACUUGAUAAUGAGAAGCAGAAAGCUUCAGAGGCUAAAUACAGGGAACGCUGGGAAAAACUCAAAGAAUCUGCCAAAAAAAAGCGCAGUGAAAAGCAAGCAGAAAGCUUAUCAGGCUCUCCUAAAUCAGCAUUAACUAUUGUCACCAAUCAAGAAGUAAACUAUUCCCAAGAAAGACCAUUAUCACCAACAACAACAUAUUCUAGACUAUCUAAUUCACCUCAGCUUUCUCCUUCUCCGACUUCUAGGACACCAACUCCGACCUUGUCCUUGCGACGAACAAUGUCUCAGCCUGUUAGUCUCUCGAAACAACGUCAAGGUGUUAGUGCCGUUCUCGAUUCACCACCUCAAAGCUCUAAUGGAGGAGGUGGAGCAGGAGGAAGUGUUAGUAAAGGAAAUAAUAAUAUUGGCAUCACUGCACAUGAACGUACUCCCGUUCCUCCUACCACCACUAUUGUUCAUGCUACUGCAACUGGCUCACCAACUAGAUUAACUCAUGCCCGUAGUAAUAGCAUUAGUAGCAAUGAUUUUCCAUUUGCAAUAUCGCAACCUGAAUUGAAACGUCCAAAUUCUUCGGGCUCAUUGGUUCCUUCGCAUAUUCAUAAUGCUGAUCUUGAACCUAUUUUCUCAUAUAGACGGGAUUCGGCACCCACGACAUAUGCCCGAAGAUAUUCUUCAACUUCUAUUUCUUCAAUAAAUGCUUCCGGAACUAAUUCUGCUCAGAGUGUUUAUCACAAUGCACCCUUAGCUGCAUCCGAUAUAUAA